Drosophila biarmipes is the source of this 1280-nucleotide messenger RNA. RefSeq names its product protein FAM50 homolog. Lineage: Eukaryota; Metazoa; Arthropoda; Insecta; Diptera; Drosophilidae. The transcript has a single exon. Gene Ontology annotation, biological process: chromatin organization. The record is from RefSeq and is a predicted model, not a curated record. The coding region runs from base 81 to 1154 and encodes 357 amino acids. Gene Ontology annotation, cellular component: nucleus.
CGGUCACACUGAUUAGAUGUUUACAACUUUGUGCUUGCAAAUUAAUUGAAAAUAAUUAAAUAAUUUAGAACAGAGCCAGGAUGGCCCACUAUAAAGGUGCCGCCAGCGAGGCGGGCCGUGCCGCCCAGCUGAUGAAGAAGCGCGAGAUCCAGCAGCAGGAGAUCGAGUUCCGCAAGAAGAAGAUCGAGGAGGAGCUGAAGCUGGACAAGAUUGAGAACAAGUUUGCUACCCACUAUGAUGCCGUGGAGCAGCAGCUCAAGUCUUCGACCAUUGGUCUGGUCACCCUGGACGAGAUGAAGGCCAAGCAGGAGGACAUAGUGCGGGAAAGGGAAAAGAAACUUGCCCAGAAGAAGGACGAAAAGGAUCGGGAGAAGCAGCGCGCCCUGGAGGCCAUUCAGGCGGAGAAAAACAAGCAGAAGCGACAGAUUCAAGCGCUGUCCUUUAACCCGGAUGAGGACGAGGAGGAGAACGAAGACGAAGGCGACGAGGAACCCAAGAUAAAGAUCGAGGACGAGAAGCCCCCAAAAGCCAAAUGGACUGAGAUGAAGGACGAGAUUGUGCCCAUAAAGAAAAAGAAGAUAUGCAAAAACCCCGAUGUGGACACCUCCUUUCUGCCAGACCGCGAGCGCGAGGAGCAGGAGAACCGACUGCGCGAGCAACUGCGUCAGGAAUGGGUAAUGCAGCAGGCAGAGCUCAAGGACGAAGACAUCUCAAUCACGUUCAGCUACUGGGAUGGCUCCGGCCAUCGGCGUAAUGUCCUGAUGAAGAAGGGCAACUCCAUCUAUCAGUUCCUGCAAAAGUGCCUGGAGCUACUGCGCAAGGAGUUCAUCGAGCUAAAGACGGUGAUGGCCGACCAGCUGAUGUACGUCAAGGAGGAUCUGAUCCUGCCGCACCACUACUCCUUCUACGACUUCAUUGUGACCAAGGCUCGCGGAAAAUCCGGUCCGCUGUUCCAGUUCGACGUCCACGACGAUGUGCGCAUGAUCAGCGACGCCUCCGUGGAGAAGGAGGAGUCCCACGCUGGCAAGGUGCUCCUCCGGUCCUGGUACGAACGCAACAAGCACAUAUUCCCCGCCAGCCGGUGGGAGCCCUAUGAUCCCACCAAGUCCUACGACAAGUACACCAUCAAGGAUAAGGAUAAGAGCAAAAAGUAGGAUUCUGGAUGGAUUAAUAACCUUUCUACCUUAUUAAUUGUACUUUACGUUAAUAUAAAAAUGGAUUUAACUAUUUUGUUCAUUCAAACACAUUUAUUUUAAAUAAAAACAGUAAUAAAGAAGGAA